Ectocarpus sp. CCAP 1310/34 is the source of this 3108-nucleotide messenger RNA. Lineage: Eukaryota; Phaeophyceae; Ectocarpales; Ectocarpaceae. The record is from the annotation of a GenBank genome assembly.
GCUGCACAACCAGAGAGACGGAGAGAAAGAGAGAGAGCGGGUGAGGUGGCUUUGCGCGUCGACCACAUUCCUCUUAGACUGCCUUGCCCGCCAGUCGCCAUCAACGAACAGACACUCAAGGCACGCGCAAGACUUUGUGCGCAGAUCGUGUACGUGUUGCAUGGUAGAUGGUAGACCUUUGCAUGCAACCAGAGGUCGCCAGGCAGGAUACAGCAGAGACGGGCUGGCUUGCUUGAAUUGAGCUUACCACGGGCUUCGAGAGCGUCGACAGUCGACAGCAGCGGCCGACGAUGGCUGCCCAAGCGUCGUGCCCCGGCAGAGCAGGGCCAACGCCCGCAACGAGCAACAGCUUCAGGCGGAUGAGACGUGUGCAAUCAUCACCAUCGCGGCGACCUGGGAGUUCGCUGGCUUUCAUGGGACUGCUGUCCUAUUUGGCGUGGCUUGGGAGCAGCGGGGGGGGGGGCGGGGCGAGGGCUUCGUGGAUAGACCCCGACACCCUUCCAGAGCACCGCACGAAAGUCUUCGAAGGAGACGAUAGGCAAUUCGACCUGGUCUUUAGCGAUGAGUUCGACAGAGAGGGCAGGACUUUCAACGACGGGCGCGAUCCUAGAUGGAUGGCCAUGCACAAGAACGACUACACCAACGCCGCGCUUCAGUUCUACAGCCACGAUAUGUGCGAAACCCGGGACGGAGCGUUGGUGAUCACCACCAACAAUACGGAUGUGGAGUUCCAGUACUACGACACCCCCCACAAGAAGUACAAGAGCAUGGCGAAGACCUACGUCAGCGGAAUGUUGCAGUCGUGGGACAAGUUUUGCUUCACGGGGGGGAUCGUGGAGAUCAGGGCCAUCUUGCCCGGCCGGCCGGACAUCGGGGGCUUGUGGCCAGCAAUGUGGCUAAUGGGAAACCUGGCGAGGGCAACGUACACGGCGUCUUCGGACUUCACGUGGCCGUGGAGCUACAACAAGUGCAACAGGACAACUGAUGAGCAAGCCGACUGGCAGAGGCAGCAGGAGGUAUCGGCCUGCGACGCCUCGGUGCACUAUGGGUUCCACCCCAACACCGGACGCGGGGCCCCCGAGAUUGACCUCCUCGAGACCAUGGCAGGGACUGGCCCAGGAUUGCCGUUCAUGUCCACCUCUUUUCAGGUGGCACCGGGAACGUCGAUCGAGGAGCGACCAACGGAGGGAACGGUGCCCCACCCCGGCACUUGGUACGAGGAGGGCAUCCUCUACGGCAAGAACUCUACCCUCAACAAAUGGUUCUACGGUGUGCUUCUCGAGCACGACUUACCCGGAAAAAGCUACUAUGCUGAUGCGGUUUCGAGCAAUCACGUCCUGUCAGAAACGCACUUCGAAGACUUGCACACGUACCGGUUGGACUGGCAGCCGGGUGGAGGCGAUAACAGCUCUAAGGGAUACCUCCGGUGGUAUCUCGAUGACGAGCUCCUUUACGGCAUCACCAGUGACACUUUGGGGAGCUUCCACGGGUCGCAGAUCCCGCUGGAGCCCAUGUACCUUCUCCUCAACACGGCCGUUUCGACGAACUGGGGCUUCCCCGCCUGCCACACGGAAUGCGCUUGCGACUGCUUCGAUGCCCGAGACCCGGCGUGCGCGUGCGCUAUCGCGCCGGGGUUCGACAGCAUGUUCCCGGCGGAGUUCGUGGUCGACAGCGUACGGGUUUACCAGGCACGCAAUGACACCACGCACACCCUCGGCUGCGACACGGAGCAAUACCCCACGAAAGACUUCAUCAAGGCCAACCACUACCGGUACAAGAGCCCCGACGACGACCACGUGAUGCUGUCCGUGCAGAACGGCGGCGGGAAUUGCAGGACAAGCGACGACUGCAACGACAAUGAGUGCCACGAGGGGAAAAGAUGCAGAUGCUCCGACAUGUGGACGGGUCCGCAGUGCCUAGCGGCGACGGCGAGCUACGACUACUACUACGAUGCCCACGCCCACGACAUGUGGCCCAUGCAGCCCCCACUGGUGCCACCUACCUUGUCGCGGUUGUUGGCGGUGCUAGCCGCCACGUUUGCGGUGACGCUGUACAUGCGAUACAACCACCGGCAGAAACGAAGACUGUACGUAAGCUUGGACAACGUCGGUGUAACUGUACCAACCCCAAGCCUAUCCUCACAAUGAAUCCCAAAGGGGGACGGUUAGUGGCAGGAGAGGUUGGGGGUGAUGUCACGCGUCCCUAGUAGUGUUGGUGAGUUUGUUCUGUUUCUGUCGUUAGCGUGGACAUGUUGGCAGUCUUGACCCCUUUCAUUUGGAAGUGGUCCAACGCCUGUCGAAUGUUUGUGUGCAGGUUAUGAAGUGUGUCCUCGAGAGCGUAAAGGGGGCGAUAAACAGUCGUGUCGAUGUAGGUUUGAGUACAGGUAGAGUUGGUGAGAGCAGGGCAGGAGAGAUGCGGCAAGGCAGCAGCAGAGCGUGUAGUUUUUUUGUCGAUGCGGCAACACAGCAGCAGGGAUUGGACCUUUCUCGUUGUCGAAGGGGGGGGUCUCCCCACAUGUACCGUAUUCAUCGGUUGUUCCUCACGUCUCACUAUUGCACAAGUCGCCGUGUGACUUUCCUCAACAAUGCGCUUCAUGGCAAAACCCUUCGUAGAAUAUUCUGUGGCGUCAAAGGUGGUGCAUACUGUGCCCUGCUGGAGGCACACGCCUUUCGUCUGUGACAGUGGUACCUGCUUGUUUGACAGUUUUUUUUGUAAGCCUUUGAACUUGGACAAUGCUUACUGGAAGGCACUCUUUGUUGCUGUCGAAGUGUCGCGCGGGUUUGUUGCGGAUACUUGAAGCCGUAGCUGUCUUGCGAUUGAUUUGUCCCGUCGCUCGGCGACAUUUAGGAUAAGUUGGCAUUUGGUGUUGCACACGUCAAAGAUGGGUUGUUUUUGUCGUGAGUCGUUCUGAGUCCCAGGGAAGCGGAUCACCGUUGAGUCCCGCGACAUGUUUACGUCAGUCGUUGUUGGUGUCUUAUCUUAGUGAAGAUCUUCAUCUUGCUUGUGGCCUUUUCCCCUGUUGCUCCAUUGUUUUCUUCCGAUCGAUGAAGCGCCUCCUUAUAGUCUUCACCGCUAAGAGUCAAGCGCCGUCCCAUUCCGCAUCGUUAU